AUGACUAGGACGCUCCCGACGCGAGAACAGUCAUUCGAAUCCAGUAUUAGUGCGGUGUAGAGUGCUCGGUGUUUUGUAAUUCACUUAUUCGAAUUAUCCUUUCUCUCUCUCUCUCUCUCUCUCUCUCUCUUUGUUUUUUCUCUUUCUUUCUCUCACGCGACUACGAUCGAUUAGUGUGUAAAAAUGCCUUUCAAGCCUGUGGAACAUCCAAAAUGCCCUAAAUGUGGCAAGUCCGUUUAUGCUGCAGAAGAGCGGGUUGCCGGUGGAUUGAAAUGGCACAAACAGUGCUUCAAGUGCGGUCUUUGCAACAAAUCGCUCGACUCGACAAACUGCUCCGAGCACGAGGGCGAGCUGUAUUGCAAAGUCUGCCAUGGCCGCAAGUUCGGCCCUAAGGGUUAUGGAUUCGGUGGCGGAGCUGGCUGCCUGUCCAUGGACCAAGGCGAGCAUCUGCAAGCGAAGAGCGAGGGCGAACUUUCGCGGGGUUCGAAUGCCAUUCUCGAGCCGCGAGCUAUCGCGAAGGCACCAGAGGGAGAGGGAUGUCCUCGCUGCGGAGGGUAUGUUUAUGCCGCCGAGCAAAUGUUGGCCAGAGGAAGGGCUUACCAUAAAAUGUGCUUCAAGUGCAAAAUGUGUCGUCGAAGUCUGGACUCGACGCUUCAUUGCGAUGGUCCCGACCGCGAGAUAUACUGUCGAGUAUGCUACGGAAAGAAAUUCGGACCGAAGGGUUAUGGCUAUGGCCAGGGUGGCGGCGCCCUGCAGAGCGACUGCUAUGCCAAUGGCGAUGCGGCUCCUCGCACCACCGUGAUUGACACGGCGAUAAUCAAGGCCCCCCCGGGCAAGGGCUGCCCCCGCUGCGGUGGCGUCGUCUUCGCCGCCGAGCAGGUGCUCGCUAAGGGCCGCGAGUGGCACCGAAAGUGCUACAAGUGUCGCGACUGCGCCAAGACCCUGGACUCGAUCAUCGCCUGCGACGGCCCGGACCGGGACGUUUACUGCAAGACCUGUUAUGGGAAGAAGUGGGGACCGCACGGAUACGGAUUCGCAUGUGGUUCGGGAUUCCUCCAGACCGACGGGCUCACGGAGGAAGAAAUUUCAGCCAAUCGACCUUACUACAAUCCUGAUACGACCUCGAUUAAGGCGCCAGCUGGGCAGGGUUGCCCCCGUUGCGGUGGCAUGGUGUUUGCUGCGGAACAACAGCUCGCCAAGGGCACCAUGUGGCACAAGAAGUGCUUCAAUUGUGCCGAGUGUCAUCGGCCUUUGGAUUCUAUGCUGGCAUGCGAUGGUCCCGACAAAGAAAUUCACUGCCGCGCGUGUUACGGAAAGCUCUUCGGCCCCAAAGGAGUCGGGUUCGGCCACAAGCCGACUCUCGUCUCGACAAACGGAGAACAUGCUCCCUCAUACAUGGACCCCAAGCCCCAGGUCGGUCAAAAGCGAAACGACGGUCAUGGCUGCUCGCGCUGCGGCUACCCGGUGUACGCCGCCGAGCAAAUGAUCUCGAAGAAUCGCGUGUGGCAUAAGCGGUGCUUCAGUUGCGGCGCGUGCCACCGUUCCCUGGAUUCGACGAAUCUCAACGACGGCCCGGACGGGGACAUCUACUGCCGCGGCUGCUACGGCCGAAACUUUGGGCCCAAGGGUGUGGGCUUCGGGAUGGGCGCGGGCACCCUCACGAUGGCCUAAUUGCCCACCAGCACCCCUUCCUUCCCCCCGCGCCCCGCCCCGCUCCCUCCCCCUCACCCUACACACCGUUCGAGGAGAACCCUCGUCGAUCCAGUCUUAAAUAUUAAUGUAAAUAAUACAUCUAUAUAUAGAGGCGUCUCUGACUGUGUAUUUUCGACGACAGACGAACGCGCUGCUCCGAAAUUUCGAUUUCUCCUUUCCUAGCUUACGACGAUUCGAUGAUUUCGAUGACUGUGCUUUCAUUAUUGCAAACGCGACCGUAGCGAAGGAUGAUGAUGUCUUGAGCCCAUGAACCUCAAGAUCGAGCAUAAACAGAUAAGCCGCUGCAAAUUGUUGAUAAUAUCGCGAUAAUGACAAUAUAUUGCAUAUUGAUUAUAUCAUAAAUAAAUUAAUUAUUGAUUAAUAAUUUAGCUAUGAUAUAAAUCAAGGCAAAAAUUUCAAGAUGUUUUAAUAACGAAUUCCUACACUCUUUUCUUUCUUUGAAAUAUAAUAAGCUUUAAAAAAUUAAAAAAUAAAAGAUAUAAAAAAAAUACAUUUACUUUUUAAAGAUAUCUAUUAUAAAUUUUCUUUUUGUUUAAUUUUAAAAUGCAUACUUGAUAACAGAAGAAAUUAAGUGUUGUCGUUAUUAAAAUACCAUUGCGAUAUAAAUUGCUGUAGCGCAUUAGCUAUGAUCGCGCCAUAUCAAUUUAUUCUAAAUUAUCAACAAUAUGUAUGCGCACUUAUUAAUUAGAUCCAUUCUCGCUUAAUCGUCACGAUGGCUUGCGGAUUGCUGUGAAGAUUUGACGAGAAAUCUGUAAAUUGCAAGAGCCAAAACCGAAACGUCAAUAAUUUCGACAUGAUGUUCGACAAAUCGCUCUUCAUGCGAUUUUUACAGCAGUCUGCUCGAUCUCCGAUGACGACGCUACAUGCAAACGACUAAUCUGAUGAUCAGCAAUUAUGAAUGUACGAAACUUUUGUUACUUUCUUUUUCUCCUAUUUUUCUUUUUUUUUCUUUUUUUUUUAAUUCUUGAUCAGGAAAUUGAAGAUGUCUGAAAAAGAAGUUAUAAAGAUAAUGGGAAAUUAAAUUUCUUUGAAUUUAUAUUUUCUUUGAUCAAUCUUGCUCAAAAAUGUUUACGCUUGUUUGGAUAAAAAGCUAGAAUACUUCUAAAUAAUUUCUGUAUAUUUUUUGUUCUCCGUAAAUAUGUCUUUUGAAUCUCUUUCCACGUAAUCCGAAAUAAUAAUGGUUAAAGUAUCGAUUUUGGUUGAAAUAAAAACGAAUUUGAAAAUUGCAUAUCUCACAUUAAAAAUGCUCAAGAUGAAGAUAUGUAUUCAGUAAAAAAAAAAAAUGUACUUCGCUUCGCAAAUCACUAAUCAGAUUUUUCACAUAUGAUAUUGCUCAAGUUAGCAUUUUUGAUCGUUAACGUUGCUCAGAGUUAAACGUGUAAAAGUCUAAAUAAUCCCUUUUUAUCCAUUACAUUAGCCAUCGUCUACGAAACAGAAUGCAUCAUAUAAAUAUAAAUUAUAGAUGUACAGCUUAUUUAACUGUUUCGAUCGACGAUUUGUACAAUGACGAUCGGCGCGCGCGUAAAAACUCUACUACGAACGAGUAUUACUCCUGCAUCGAUUUUAAUUUAAAAAACAAAGGUUUCGGAAUUUGCAAUAAUUUAUCACUGGUAUCGAUUGCAGCCGACACAUUCGCGGACGAUGAUAAACGUGUGAAUACGAAUAAAAAUUUAUAUAACCGGGCUACGAUCAGCAGCUACGAUAUAACCAACGACUAAGACGAGAAACUAAUUUAAUUAUGAUUUUCAAUAAAUGUAUACUUGAAA
Cataglyphis hispanica is the source of this 3479-nucleotide messenger RNA. Its product is annotated as muscle LIM protein Mlp84B-like. Lineage: Eukaryota; Metazoa; Arthropoda; Insecta; Hymenoptera; Formicidae. Gene Ontology annotation, molecular function: actinin binding; structural constituent of muscle. The transcript is spliced from 9 exons. Gene Ontology annotation, cellular component: Z disc; nucleus; cytoplasm. The coding region runs from base 184 to 1671 and encodes 495 amino acids. The record is from RefSeq and is a predicted model, not a curated record. Gene Ontology annotation, biological process: sarcomere organization; muscle tissue development.